UGCAUAUCAUCCUCGCUUUGAAAAGAGAAAAGCGGCGAGUCACCAAUCUAUUCUUAUUACACUCACAAUCUGGGUUCCUCAAUUCGUUGAACACGGCGCAGCUAAGAAGCAUCUUGCCUUACAUUACCAGUUGACCACCAGAAAGGAUU
Racocetra persica is the source of this 149-nucleotide messenger RNA. NCBI's taxonomy places the organism in Eukaryota, Fungi, Glomeromycota, Glomeromycetes, Diversisporales, Gigasporaceae. The record is from the annotation of a GenBank genome assembly.